Molecule: messenger RNA, 2646 nt
Organism: Metarhizium brunneum ARSEF 3297
Lineage: Eukaryota; Fungi; Ascomycota; Sordariomycetes; Hypocreales; Clavicipitaceae
Source: RefSeq, a predicted model, not a curated record
AUGUCGACAACCUUGAGUGAGGAAGACAUUGAGAAACUCUUCUCUGGAGCACCACAAUUCUUUGCGCGGAACGAGAGCCACUUCUAUGGUGCUCCCCAUCCUAGCAUCGCAUUUCUGUUUGACGAAGAGCUUGAAAUCAGAGACUUGACAGAUCAUGUUCAAAUCGAGGACAAGGCCUGGGGUGCCAUGACGGCUUGGCCACACUUGACCAGGGAUGCCGAACAUGAUGCCGUUGCCAAGAGGCAGAUACAGGAGAAUCACAAGGCCCACUUCCAUGUCAAGUGUCGAGAGCGGCCGAAUAUGAUGAGCAUGCAGGGAGUGGAAAAGGGAACCAUGGGUUAUCAGGCAGCUCUUGAACUUCCGGCAGGCGAUUCCCUUGAGGAAGAGCAAUUUGGUUUCGAAAGCCUCGGCACCAAAGCCAAGGUGAUUGUGGAGGCCAGAGCUCACAUGCUGUCGCACAGCGGAAUGCUGCGUCGUAUACCAGAGCCAGAAGUCCUAGAUCGCCUCAGGCGAAAUAGCGACAUCUACCGGCACAACGACCUGAAGUCGAGAACUUGUGUGGAUACGUACAAGGACCUCUUCCACAAUUUCAUGAGGCCAACCAACGCCGUUACUGACCAGGCAGACCACUGCGGCCUCAACAAUCAAAUUCGGGCGUUGCUAAAAUGCCUCGGCGUUGCCAAUGUCUGGAUAGACUUUUCUCGCGUCGAAUGGAGAAUUCGCUUGGGCCAAGUGCUAUGGGGGGAAAACGAUGGCGACGAGCUGGACGACGACACAGCAAUUCAUGAUACCGACGAUGCCAAGGAGCGUGCUGAGGAAAAGUACUGGCUACUCAUGCAAAUUUUGCUUGCAACAGAGCUUCUGAUCAGACUGGAUGCCGUCACGGAAGGGAUUGAGUACGGCGUGACUGGAAUCAGGCCCAUAGACGUCGUCCAUUUUGAACGAGCAGCAUCUCAAACUGUCAAAUGGUCUUUACUCUUGGCUCGGAGUUGGCUCGACAAUAUUGAAAUUGUCAAAGAGGACGAUCCUUUACCUGUGCGACCUCCAGCCCCGCGGCGUGGGAGCAGCUGGCUCGGGGCGCUGGCCAGUAGAGUCACAAACCGAUAUCACAAAAAGAACGCGUCGCCGCCUUACCACUACACUAUAAAGGGGCGCAACGGCGAACGUCAGGUUGAGGGCCUGACUCACUUUGCCAGGAACUUGAUGUGGCCAGGAAUAGACAGAUACGAGACCAAAAUUUCAGAAAACGCACAGAAUGCAAUCGAAGAAACUCCUGGGCGGAGGACCAGCUCACUAUCCAUAAUAUCCAGGCACUCAUCAAAUUUUGGGGCUUGGGACAUUACAUGUAACCAUGGCAAACACAAGGGUCGUGCACAAGCCCAACGAAGAAGGCUGGCUGCUGCCCUCCAUGAAUCUGGUUGGUUGACCAAGUCAUAUGUGUUCGGCUUAAUCAUUCCCGGCGAUUCCCUUUGUCACUAUCUCAUGGCCACGCUUUUGGAGAACGACACCGAGGCAAUGGCGAAGCUCGGCCCCUUUGCCAAUUUGUCUGGAGGUUUUGUAUACUCGGGCAAGAGUUUUUGGAGCACAAGUUGCAUUGUUGGACGUGUGCUCGCAGCAGGCAAAGGGGCAGCAGAAUGCAUGGGGUGGGUUUCAACAGACGUCCUCCCAGAAGAUGUGGAGGAUGGCUGGCUGACCAUAGAGGUUGAAGAUGUUGCUGACGAUAUUGCGCAGCUCGGCAAAAAAGCCAGGCUUUGGGGUAAGAAGAAGGUUGAGCGUGAAUCAUCCAUUUUGGGCAACGGCAAGGAGAAUUCCGUCCAAGCCGCGGACUUCAUAAUCCCACAUGAAAACAAAUACACCACGCCGCCUCCCACGGUUUAUGUCGAGCUCCUAUCUCUGGUCCUCACCUCGUCUCCCGAGCCCGUAGCGGCUACCCCGCUGUCAGAGAUGGUGCCAACGCCGACUGUUGAGCAUUGUACCAAAUGUCCCGAAUUGAUUUCAUAUCCGGCAGGUUGCAAGUUCUUUGUCUCUAUUGGCGGAAGCAAGGAGGAGGAGUACCAGUAUCCGCUAACAUACGAUGUCAACUUUGUUACGGCCCAUCCAUGUGCCCCAUCACAGAGGGUAAGGGUUGUGAGAUCGCCUGUUUCAAGCCCGACGAUAAAGCAAAUAGAUGGGUUGGGAGAUAUGAUGGCUAAUAAUUCGAGGGCCUCAUUCAGGACUGGACACCCUUUGCAUAAGUUUUACGAGUUUACCGUGAUCCACAUUUCCGAACUGAUCAAGAAGCCACGCACGACGCUGUCGGAAUUUCUCCGCGAUCCUACUUUUGGCAAAGCAGGGUCGAACCGAGUGCUUGUCAUUGACUGCAUUACCGGGUUUGCGGAACAGCCAAAGUCGCCAGCCGUUGCAGAGAUUAUAAAGCCAUCGUCAUCACCGAUUCUUGAUCGAAAAGGCAGCUUCUCUGCGGCGGCGAGAAUGCAUUUGGAGUCUCAAAAGAGACAGUUUGGUUCCGACAUGGAGAUUAUGGUGAGAGCGAUAUGUGCGCAGAGGGGCUGGAAUGCGGUUAUUAGUAGACGAAGGAGGAGUUGUUUGGCUUGUGCAAUUCGGGAAGCUGGCGCAUUGGCAUGGAGAGUCAUUAUACGGGUACCGUGA